AUGAAUUCAGUGAGGGCAGAGAUAGUGGAGCAAGUAUUUCAAGUUCGUAAAAAGAAGCGGUAUAUUCAUCGUGACCGAAAGGGAAGCCACUAUCAGCUAAUGAAAGACUACUUCGACGAGAAUUGCACAUAUCCACCGGAGUACUUUCAUAGGCGAUUCAAGAUGCGACGAGAACUUUUUCUUCGUAUCCUUAAUGAUGUCAAAGCUUAUGACGACUAUUUUGUCCAAAAAAAGGAUGCGACUGGUCGUCUGGGGUUGUCUUCUAUACAGAAGAUAACAAGUACUGUUGUUCGUAUAUUCGCAUAUGGUUGUGCAGCCGAUCACUAUGACGAGUAUAUUAAAAUCGGCGAGAGCACUGCCAUUAAAUGUUUGAAGGCAUUUUGUAAUGCUAUUGUUGCUGUGUAUAUAGAGGAGUAUAUGCGCACACCCAACGAAGCCGACAUAGCACGGCUGCUUGAAGAAGGGAAGCAGAGAGGAUUUCUGGGUAUGCUUGGUUCUAUUGACUGUAUGCACUGGGAGUGGAAGAAUUGCCCAGUGGAGUGGUAA
Molecule: messenger RNA, 546 nt
Organism: Cornus florida
Lineage: Eukaryota; Viridiplantae; Streptophyta; Magnoliopsida; Cornales; Cornaceae
Exons: 1
Coding region: 1-546 (181 amino acids)
Source: RefSeq, a predicted model, not a curated record